This is a messenger RNA of Cheilinus undulatus (humphead wrasse), 1529 nucleotides long. It is a transcript of the gene rwdd2b, whose product is annotated as RWD domain containing 2B. The coding region runs from base 304 to 1188 and encodes 294 amino acids. Lineage: Eukaryota; Metazoa; Chordata; Actinopteri; Labriformes; Labridae. Gene Ontology annotation, molecular function: protein binding. The record is from RefSeq and is a predicted model, not a curated record. The transcript has 4 exons.
UAGAAAUACACCUACGUCAGUCAGUCGUUCAUUUGCAUUGUGAAACUUUUUAUAAUUAUGGCUCAUUAAGUAUUUUUUUAAUUGAUGCCCAUGCUUGACAAGACGUAAGGUUGGGAAUCGUUACCUCUGAUGCUAAUAAACAGGUAACAUGUCAUUGCUUAGCCAGGCUGUGUUAAAUAACAACGUGGCGUAAAGGUAACCUGCAGCAUCAACAUUUUUUUAAACCCGAAGAGGGAAAAGCUGCCCCAAAAACUGCGAUUUUUUUUUACAUAAAGGACGUCUCUUUAGUUAGUCAUUGUCAGCAUGUCUUACUUGGAAUGGGCUGAGUGUCAGCUUGCAGAGAUAGAGCUGCUGACGAGCAUGUUUCCCACCCAGGAGGAGCUGGAGAUCACAGACCAGCUGGCAGUAGCUGAGCUCAGGGACUAUGUGGAGGGUUCCGAUUCAACAGACAGCCCUCCUCCCUCCAGACCGCAGUUCCUCAUCAAACAGAAGAUAGAGAGGGCUGAUGUCAUUCUGUCUUGUGCUUAUCCAUCUGAAUAUCCCAGUGUGCUACCCGAGAUCACAGUAAGGUGCUCCGAUCUGAGCAGAGCCCAGCAGACUCAGCUCCAUGCAGAUCUCAACACAUACCUCUUGGAAAACUGCCAGGGGGAAGUGUGUGUGCUCUCUGCUGUGGACUGGGUGAAAGACAACCUGCAGCUCUUUAUUAGUAAGAGUUUAUCAGCAGCACCUUCUAAAAAAGAGCCUGCUUCUCCACAAUCAGGGGAAGUGUUCAGCCGACUGUGGAUUUACAGCCACCACAUCUACAACAAGACCAAGAGAAAGAGCAUCCUGGAGUGGUCCAAGGAGCUGGACCUUUCUGGAUUUAGCAUGCCUGGGAAGCCUGGCAUUGUGUGCGUGGAAGGUCCUCAAUCUGCCUGCGAGGAGUUCUGGUCCAGAGUGAAGGUUCUGACAUGGAAGAAGAUCAUGAUUCGACAUAGAGAGGACAUUCCCCUUGAUCAUCAGGGUGAGGACAGCAGAACUGUUCAAAGUAUAGACUCCCUGCGCAAAUUCACAGGCUUUGAAGAGGCAAUGUUUGACCCCCAUGGGAACCGAGGUAAUCACAUGGACCUUGGACAGCUGUACCAGUUUUUAAAUGAAAAGGGCUGUUGUGACGUCUUUCAGAUGUAUUUCGGCAUUGAAGGGAGGUAGUUGAUGGAACAACAAAGAAAGGUAUAUUACUUCUUCCUUUUCAUAUGCUUCCUUUUUUUUUUUGUUUUCGAAAAUAAGCUUUAAUGUAAUUUGAAAUGCAUUCAUUACAGUUGAAGAGGAUUUUUGUGUUUCACAUGAGCACAUAUAAAUGGAUGCUGGGCAUAGAGUCAUAAGUGCUUGAUAAAUAAAUCACCUUUUUAUGGAUGCUGCUCAGGGACUUCGUUGAGAUAAAAGAAAGAACAUGUCUGCAAUUUGGAGAAACAAAGUCCUCACUUUCUUUAGCUAAUAGGUAUGUUUUUUAGAAAAGGUUGCAUUAAAAUGUGCUCUCUUUCUCAGAGUUU